This is a messenger RNA of Pseudo-nitzschia multistriata, 1484 nucleotides long. NCBI's taxonomy places the organism in Eukaryota, Bacillariophyta, Bacillariophyceae, Bacillariales, Bacillariaceae. The record is from the annotation of a GenBank genome assembly.
GAACACAUUUUGUCGGAACAAGCAAGUCGACGACGAAAAAUCUAAGAGUACGGUUAGCACUGAAAGGUAGAACGAAAACGAAAACGAAUGYCUGGGAUAAUUGUCUAUCGCAAGUUCCSAUAAUCUCAUCACACAGUAGUUUUUAGAGCACGAUUUGAUCAAAACCGAAUUGUUGCGCAAAGAAGAUCACACCGAAUCAACAGGUGAGAAAUGCAACACAUGCCGUAGAAAGAAAAGAACCACGCAACAAAUUCAAUCCGGCCCGAUCCGAUCCGUUCCAAACCGAUCCAACAUCUUUCCAAAUACAGUCCAAUUCUACUCGAUCCAAUCGCCAACCAUGAGACCCCUCACCGAAGACGAAACCAAGACCCUAUUUCUAAAACUCUCCGAGUAUAUCGGGAAGAACGUCGAAAAAAUGAUCAAUCGAAGCGACGAGCGAUACUGCUUCCGACUCGUGAAGGAUCGCUGCUACUACGUCAGUGAAUCCAUCAUGAAGGCAGCCACGAGCAUCGCCCGAGAUCAUCUCCUCCAUGCCGGAACAUGCAUUGGAAAAUUCACCAAGUCCGGGAAGUUCCGCCUGCACGUUACGGCCCUCGAGUACCUGGCACAGUACGCAAAACACAAGGUCUGGGUCAAGCAAUCKGCAGAGAUGUCCUUUCUUUACGGCAACCACGUCAACAAGCAGGGGCUGGCGAGGAUGACGGAAUCGACACCUCAGUACGCGGGCGUCGUUGUAUUCAAUAUGAACGACAUCCCAAUGGGAUUCGGAGUCGCCGCUCAGUCUACUGAGCACUGCCAGUCGCUGGAUGCCUCUGGGAACGUUGUCUUGCACCAGGCUGACAUUGGUGAUUAUCUGCGUGGCUUAGAAGACGACGUCUUUUAGGUCAUCGUUGURCUAGCUGCCGCGACAAAUGCGAGGAUUGGGGCUUUCUUCAGCGGUGUUCAACAAAAUGCGACGCAAUGCAAUUUAAUGAAGUGAAAUAAAUGAAAUGGARAAAAACCAAUCGAACAAAGGAAUAUGGGAUGCGAUGCUUUACUAUGAGUUUGUUUAUGUUUGUAUGCACAUACAUAGAAAAUUCUUGCAUGCUACUUUUGGUUGGGAUGUUGAUYAAUGCCCACCGACGAAAUCCAUUGGGCAUACACAAGAACGAAACAAAAUCGAGGAGCAAGUAAAAUGAGGUGCUAUUGUAUCGAUUACAUGGAACGGUUGCGCUUCGAUCUAUCAUGCUGUAAUAUUGUAUUCUAUUCUGUGUUGUCCAUUGUGUGCAUGAGAUUCUUAGCGGUUAUCCAAAGGAUUUGUUACGCGGCCCCUUCAAUGUACUAGGAUGCAUCCAUACGUGCGCUGUGGUGCACCACGGCAUGCUACAACAUUGCUCCGAGGAUAUGUUGUCACGACAAACGAACACAAAGCAAUACUAUGAAUGGAAUGGAAAGAACGACACCAACGGAGAUACCUCUAGAACAAAUAAGCAAAAUCAUACACA